AUGGCUCGCUUGCAAAAGCUAAAAUCAGUGGCAGCGACUGGAAAAACUCGUUUGGCAGUGCAAGAAAAUGCACCAGCUGAAAUCUCGACAACCUGUUUGACUCGGACCCAUUGGACCAAAGAUCACACCUCAAGCCUGAUCAAGUUUCCGGCUUCACGUAGAUCAGAGGCUGGUGAUGGAAUGAACUUCAAGAUCGGAGUCUUUCAAGCUGCGGCUGCUCAUUUCCUUGAGCCCCCCAAAGGAGUUCUGAAGGAAGGAUGGGUGCCACCUGUUGCAAGAGAUUCUCGUGCUUGCAAGAACAAGUGGGCUGCAAUACAAAAAAAGCACAAGAUCAUUCUUGAUAUCAAGGCUCAGUCUGGCUUUUCUUGGGACAACGAGCUUGGUGCUGGCAUUGACAGUACAUCAGAGGCAGUAUGGGCUGCAUAUGUCAAGAAGCGCCCUGAUGCUGCACCAUUUCGCAACAGGGGAUGGCCACACUUUGACAAAAUCAAUGAUCUUUUGUCCACCACUGCUUCGAAAGGAACUCACGCAUUUCACGCAGCACUGGAGGAGUCCCACGAGCAGUCACCUGAUCUUGAUUUUCUGAAUGAAGAGGGUCUUCUGCAGCCUGAGCCUGAGCAUGCUGAGAAUUUGUCUCAAGAUGUUCAGGACACUCUAGAUGAGAGUGGGGACGAUGAAGACUUGAUCCCUUGGGAAAAAACUCCACCCCGUCAAAGUCACACUCCGGCUCCCCUUCCGAAGCAAAAAUUUGACAGCAUCUCCGCUUCUACUUCCAGCAGUUCGACUUUGGGUCCAGCAUCAAAGAGGCAUCGUGCGAGUGGUGCCGCAGCACUGUUUGCUAUUGCUGACCAGUUUUUGGACUUCACUGAUGCAUUUCGCUCAAGUUCUCAAGCCCAGCCAUCUUCUCUCGCUCCAUCACCAAUUCAAAGGCAACGUGCCAUGCAGCAUGCCCAGAAUGUUGAGACCCAUCUCACUGGUGAUGAAAUGGCUGCUCUCAUUGAAGCCUUCCAGACUGAUGUCAGUGCUGCAGAUGCAUAUAUGGUAAUGCGAGAUGACAAUGCUCGUCACUCGUUCAUCAACCGAAAAAUCAUGCAGAUCAAUAGUCGAUAA
Molecule: messenger RNA, 1110 nt
Organism: Suillus paluster
Lineage: Eukaryota; Fungi; Basidiomycota; Agaricomycetes; Boletales; Suillaceae
Exons: 3
Coding region: 1-1110 (369 amino acids)
Source: RefSeq, a predicted model, not a curated record